AUGGUGAAGCCCAAGAUCCGAAGUGUGACUGAUGCAAAGGAGGCAAAGGAGGCAAAGGAGGCAAAGGAGGCAAAGGAGGCAAAGGGGAAUGAAGUGAAGGCAAAGGAGACAAAGGAACUAAAGAGGGUAGCAGGGUCCUUAUAUCGAGUCGAAGAGAGUGAGGAUGAAGAAAUCGAAGGUGAAGUUGAAGGAGUUGAAGAUGAGGGCGCUGAAGAUGAAGUCGAAGAGGUCGAAGAUGAAGAGGUCGAAGAGGAGAUUGAAGAUGAAGGGGACAAGGUUGGGGAUGAAGAUAUUGGGCCAGCUGGAGCUGCUCCAGUUGAGGUGAUGUUAGUGGCCCGAAGACCGAAGCGAGCGAUUUCUAAAGACACACCCUCUGAAGCUUCCACAACUAAGAGGACUAAGGGUGGAUUCAUCUUCCAGCUGGAACAAGCAAAGGCUAGAAGUGCUGAUAAUUCGAAUCUCAUCGAAGCACUCCAAAGAGUGGAGGUGCUUGAGAGCAGGCUGGGAGAGAAACUCAAGGAGGUCAAGGCUGUAGUUGAGGAACUCAAGGAGGUCAAAACUGAUAUUCCAAUUGAGUUCAAGAAGCUCCAAGGGCUUCUGAAUAGGUUGCAUAAAGCUGCAUGAACAGAUGUCAUAGGAGUGAGUUGAAGGUCGAAGUGCGAAGGUCGAGGGAGUUUGGAGUUAUGCUUUAUAAAAUAUAAAACCC
Molecule: messenger RNA, 706 nt
Organism: Pseudogymnoascus destructans
Lineage: Eukaryota; Fungi; Ascomycota; Leotiomycetes; Thelebolales; Thelebolaceae
Exons: 2
Coding region: 1-624 (207 amino acids)
Source: RefSeq, a predicted model, not a curated record